AUGUUUCCAUAUAAAAAAGCAUCUCAGAAAGCUGGAUCCACCUCCAAAACACCCUUCUCCAACUUGCAAGACGUGGAAUUCACCAACUUCAAGGCAAAUCCUAGUAGUAACAAUGUUACCCCUCUACCAGAGGAACUGCUCCAACAACAAUACAGAGAUGGCAAGACCCAACAAGAAGGGAAGCAUUGGGAAAGAGCAGCAUUACCUCAAAAGAAAAAGCCUUUCAUGGAGAAUGUAAGACUGGAGACCAUCAAUCACUUGGCACCUUAUCGACUUGAAAGGGAAGGAAAAACCUUUUCCUUGUACAAUAUGUAUAAGUGUAAAUGUCAUUACUGUCAGCUACAAAAGGAACAAAGGGAAAAUGUUUCUGGGAACUCAAAAGAGAAGGAUUCAUCCUCUUGGAAUGUUCUGGUACAGGGUCUGAACCAACUGAACCUCAACUCUGAUACCGCACAAGCAUGCUGUGUUCCAAAAGAUCAGCCACAGAAGUAG
Erinaceus europaeus (western European hedgehog) is the source of this 492-nucleotide messenger RNA. RefSeq names its product protein FAM156A/FAM156B-like. Bases 1 to 492 code for a protein of 163 amino acids. The transcript has a single exon. Lineage: Eukaryota; Metazoa; Chordata; Mammalia; Eulipotyphla; Erinaceidae. The record is from RefSeq and is a predicted model, not a curated record.